Messenger RNA from Verticillium nonalfalfae, 3219 nucleotides. RefSeq lists its product as uncharacterized. Gene Ontology annotation, cellular component: plasma membrane. The coding region runs from base 1 to 3219 and encodes 1072 amino acids. Gene Ontology annotation, molecular function: P-type calcium transporter activity; ATP binding; ATP hydrolysis activity. The record is from RefSeq and is a predicted model, not a curated record. Gene Ontology annotation, biological process: calcium ion transmembrane transport; intracellular calcium ion homeostasis. The transcript has 3 exons. NCBI's taxonomy places the organism in Eukaryota, Fungi, Ascomycota, Sordariomycetes, Glomerellales, Plectosphaerellaceae.
AUGGCGAAAUCCAACGAAAAGGGCCCGGACGACGGACACGUGAGCGGCCAGUCGAACCAACCACUAACCCUUCCCGCCCACAGCCUCUCCCUCCAGCAGGUCGUCGACGAGCUGAAGGCCAGCCAUGUCGAUGGGCUGACCGCUGCCGAUGCCGCAUCGCGGCUGCAGACCUAUGGCAAGAACGAGCUCGGUGAAGCCGAGAGCGUCUCGCCCGUCAAAAUCAUCAUCGCCCAAGUCGCCAACGCCAUGACCAUGGUCCUGAUCCUCGCCAUGGCCGUCAGUUACGGCAUUGGUUCCUACAUCGAAGGCGCCGUCGUCACCUUUGUCAUCCUACUCAAUGUCAUUGUUGGUUUCUUCCAGGAGUACUCCGCUGAAAAGACGAUGGACUCUCUUCGGUCUCUGAGCUCCCCCACAGCUCGUGCCAUUCGUGAUGGCGAAUCGGUCGUCCUUCCCUCUGGGGAUCUUGUGCCCGGUGAUCUCGUUGAACUCAAGGUCGGCGACACGAUCCCUGCCGAUGUCAGAGUCUUCGAAGCCGUCAAUUUUGAAACCGAUGAAGCUCUUCUUACCGGCGAAUCACUCCCCGUCCGCAAAAGCGAGACUGUCACGUUUCCUGAGAAGACGGGACCUGGUGACCGCCUCAACGUCGCUUACAGCUCGUCCAACGUGACCAAGGGCCGCGCCAAGGGCAUUGUCUUCGCCACAGGAGUCUACACGGAAAUUGGUGCCAUCGCGUCGCAGCUUCGGAAGAAGGAGACUCGGCGUCGCCCCGUCAAGCGCAAGGCCGACGGCUCCGCGAGACCCCAUCGCUAUCUCGAGGCUUACACGCUGACCCUAACGGAUGCCAUUGGCCGAUUCUUGGGCGUCAACGUCGGCACUCCGCUACAGCAGAAGCUGUCGAAACUCGCCAUGUUGCUGUUCGGCAUAGCUAUUGUUUGUGCCAUCAUCGUUCUAGCGGCCAAUGAAUUCUCGUCUGAGCAGGAAGUCAUUAUCUACGCUGUAGCUACCGGGUUGUCGAUGAUCCCCGCUAGUUUGGUAGUCGUGCUAACGAUCACCAUGGCGGCUGGCACAAAGCGUAUGGUCAAACGCAACGUCAUCGUCAGGAACCUUAAGAGUCUGGAGGCUCUGGGCGCUGUCACUGAUAUUUGUUCCGACAAGACCGGUACCCUGACGCAGGGCAAGAUGGUGGCCCGCGGUGCAUGGCUCCCUGGGAAGGGUACAUACACCGUGGAGAACUCUACUGCGCCGUUUGAUCCUACCGCAGGCGACAUUCGGCAUCACCCCGAAUCACCGCGCCGCAUCGACUUCAAAUCGGGCGGCGAUGCGUGUGGCACUAUCGCAAAGGCCGAGGAUAUGGUAAAGGACAGCCAGAACAGCCUGGGCGACUUUUUGCAAGUCGCAUCCCUUGCCAACCUCGCGACCGUCACGCAGAAGGAGGACCGGUGGGAUGCCCGCGGCGAUCCUACUGAGAUUGCGAUUCAGGUCUUCAGCACGCGCUUUGGCUGGAACCGCCACGAGCGAACAGCAGGAGAGAAGGCAGAGUGGCAAGAUGUUGCCGAGCUGCCAUUCGACUCUGACGUCAAGCGCAUGUCGGUUGUGAUGAAGCACAACGGAACCGGCCAGCUUCAUGCCUACACCAAGGGCGCUGUGGAGCGUGUCAUCCAAAUCUGUACCAAGUAUGCGCCGAACGAUGACGGACAACUCGUUCCUGUGACGGAUGAGUUCCGCGAGGACAUCUUGCGCAACAUGGAGGUGUUCGCUGGCUUGGGACUUCGCGUGCUGGCUCUGGCUAGCAAGCCUUUUGAAUCGACACUGCAAAAGGGCGACGACGUCGACCGGAAGCUCGUUGAAUGCGACCUCGUGUUUCGCGGCCUGAUCGGUUUGUACGACCCGCCUCGUCCCGAGUCAGCCCCGGCUGUUCGACAAUGCCACGAGGCUGGCAUCUCGGUGCACAUGCUCACAGGCGAUCACCCUGAGACGGCCAAGGCCAUUGCCAUUGAGGUCGGUAUCCUGCCCUCGCGGAUGGAGCGCAUUGCACGGGACGUCGCUGCCGCCAUGGUUAUGACCGCCUCGCAGUUCGACGGCCUGUCUGAUGAAGAAGUCGACAGGCUGCCGGUGUUGCCUCUGGUCGUGGCCAGAUGCGCGCCCAGCACCAAGGUCCGCAUGAUUGAGGCUCUUCACAGGCGCAAGAGAUUCGUCGCCAUGACCGGUGACGGUGUCAACGACUCUCCCUCCCUGCGUCGCGCCGACGUAGGCAUUGCUAUGGGACAAUCUGGAUCUGAUGUUGCCAAGGAUGCGUCGGACAUUGUCCUGACCGACGACAACUUUGCCUCGAUUGUAGCGGCCAUCGAAGAGGGCCGCCGUAUCUUUGACAACAUUCAGAAGUUUAUCCUUCACGUUCUUUCGGAAAACGUGGCUCAAGCCGGCACUCUUCUCGUGGGUCUUGCCUUCAAGGAUGGUCGUGGCCUGUCCGUUUUCCCCCUGGCUCCUGUACAGAUCAUCUGGAUCAUCAUGGCCACCUCGGGCAUGCCUGACAUGGGUCUCGGGUUCGAGCGGGCUGUUCCUGACAUUCUCCGUCGGCCGCCGCAGUCGCUCAAGUCUGGUGUUUUCACAGCUGAGUUCCUCGUUGACAUGGUCGUGUAUGGCCUGUGGAUCACGGCGCUUUGUCUCGCGAGUUUCUCCCUCGUUGUCUUUGGCUUCGGGAACGGCGAUCUUGGUGAAUUCUGCAACGAAGAUUAUAGCGAGCGUUGUGACGUUGUGUUCCGUGCACGCGCAACGACGUUCGCUUGCUUGACUUGGUUUGCGCUGUUUCUGGCGUGGGAAAUGAUCGAUAUGCGUCGGUCAUUCUUCCGCAUGCAGCCUGGAUCGAAGAAGUACUUCACGCAGUGGAUGCUUGACGUGUGGCGGAACCAGUUCUUGUUCUGGGCCAUUAUCUUGGGCUUCGUUACGCUGUUCCCCCUGCUUUACAUUCCCAAGCUGAACACGGUCAUUUUCAAGCACUCGCCCAUCUCCUGGGAAUGGGGCAUUGUGUUCAUCGCCGCAGGGCUCUUCUUCGCCGGCGUCGAAACGUGGAAGUGGGGCAAGCGCGUGUACUUCCGCCGGCAGGACCGUAAGCGCCUCGGCCCGGCGUUCAAGGACAUGGACAUUGAGCAGCGGGUGUUUGGCGAGUUCCUCGGUUCGGAGACGGACGAGGAGGCUGCCCAGGGAGGAAAGGCGCAGUAA